UCCGUUUUGGACUUCGCUACUUUGGUAUCUUCGGACAAUGAUCAAGACGAUAUCAGUGGUACUCUGGAUGUCAUCAAUGACAAGUUAGAUGAGAUUUCUGAAAAUCUUGAUAGUUUCAGGAAAGAAGUCAUGAGUAAAUUGAACGAUAUAGAAAUACUCGUGAAAAUAGAGCCACUGAUUUCGGAAUUUUUUCUGCACGCGAGUACCAUAGAUAAUCAUUAUCAUAAACUCAUGCACAUGAUAAAGGGAAAUUACACGACACGAUACGUGAAUGACUUCAUACAUGGCGUUGCGAAUUACGAAUCAACUGGUGUAGAGCAAACUUUAGAUAUGAUGCAUUCGAUAUUAUAUAAAGUGGACGAUACUGCUUACAAAUACUCUUUAACUUUUGUCCGAGUCGCUACCUGCAGGUAAAAACUGUCCAGAAAUUCUAUCUAACGCUUCACAACGCUGAAUUGAAAGGAAUGGCGGUACUUGCUUAUGCAUUAAAACAGAUAGACAAAAAUCAAUCGAGCCAAGACGAAAAAAUAGACCUCGAAGACGCGAAAAAAGAUUUCCAAGAAAGAUCGAAACACGCAUUCACAGCUCAAAAAGAAACCAUGAGCAAGAUUUCUCGUGUGCUGUGGAACUGUACAUCACACGGUCCUGAAGAAGGUAAUUAGUACCAUCGUUUUUCCGAAAUAAAAAUUGAACAUUGAUAUUUUCACAGGUGUCACUUACGAACAGUUUGGACCGUUUAUUUAUAAAUCAUUUGAAAUUAGAGAUACGAUGAGUAGCAGCUACCAUUAUAAUUUUUGUCCCCAAAUAAAAGAUACUGUGAGUGAGUGUUCCAGCAAGUAUGCGAAUAAUAUGCAACGAAAAGAGUGCAAGCAGUUUGCGUAUUGUCGUGGAAAAAUAAAGUCUUGCGAAUCCUUGGACAAGAAUACAGUAGUUUGCGAGACAUCGACUGAAAAAGAACGCAAGUACGUUUAUGCGGAAAGUAGAGGAAAGAUCGAGGGUAAAAAAGAGAAAUCGUGCAGUGGGAGAACAUACGAACACCAAGCUAGCGAAUACAGGCCCGGUUACAUGGGUGCAUUAAAUCGCAUCGACUCUUCGUGCCUUUGCACAUGCGUAAACCCAGACUCGAAUGUUUACAUUAAUUUGAGAGAAGCCGUAUCUGAUGUGCAUAAAAAUAAGGUCAUCACGGGUAUUCGCUUUAGAAAAAUCAACGAUACUUUUCAUCUUCAGAUACAACAAGCAAAACUUUUACCAUCAGCCGCUAUAGAUCCAAAAACUAAAGCUUGGAUAAAAGUAAACAAAACUGAUAGCGACGCACGAGUAGGCGUCGAUUAUCAUCAAUUAAGCUGGGAUUACAGGUCUUUCGAGCUCGACGACAUUGAAGUCACUAAAAAUCAUGUUUUAACCGGAGUGAAAUUCACCUUGGAUCAAGGUCUAUUAAGAUUGGAAGUUCGAGGCUCGCAAUUCAACUACAAAAGUGGGAAACUCAGGACUGAUAAGCACACCUGGAAUCGUCACGAUACACCCAAAAACCAGCUGAAGUAAAUGAGAUACUUGGAUCAACGAUAGAAUUUUUUAUUUAAUUCAAAAUUGUUCGAUUUCCAGCAAAUUUGAACUGGAGUACUUAGAUUUACCGCCGGAUCAUCCGAUCGACGAACCCGUUCUUACCGAUCCGCAAACGUACGCGACAUUGAGGACCAGUAGCAUGGAUCACGAUUUAGGACAAAGCGUCAUACCGUUCGUCGACUCGAGGCCCAUCGAAUCAAGGAAUCCCGACGU
This is a messenger RNA of Trichogramma pretiosum, 1776 nucleotides long. RefSeq lists its product as uncharacterized. NCBI's taxonomy places the organism in Eukaryota, Metazoa, Arthropoda, Insecta, Hymenoptera, Trichogrammatidae. The transcript has 5 exons. The coding region runs from base 769 to 1542 and encodes 257 amino acids. The record is from RefSeq and is a predicted model, not a curated record.